CUUCUUUGAACAUUCCAUUCACAUUUCCAUAUUUAGAGGACAAAAUUAUGGGUCCUGUCUAUCAGAUUAUUUCAUGCAAUCAAAGUGAACCUUUUAAUUCAUGGAAUAUUCAGUUGUUCUUAAGCAAAAGAAUUAAUGAUUUUUUGAUAUUAUGGACUGUUUAUCUAUAUCAAUACAGAAAAGAAUUGUGCUUAACAUGGUUAAAUGAGCGAAAAGAAAGAUUAAAAUUACAGAAUGAAAUAUCAUCCGAGGAAUCUAAAGAUUCGAUCAGAAAUAAUAUUUUGAACAAA
Racocetra persica is the source of this 290-nucleotide messenger RNA. The record is from the annotation of a GenBank genome assembly. Lineage: Eukaryota; Fungi; Glomeromycota; Glomeromycetes; Diversisporales; Gigasporaceae.